Molecule: messenger RNA, 1310 nt
Organism: Vicia villosa (hairy vetch)
Lineage: Eukaryota; Viridiplantae; Streptophyta; Magnoliopsida; Fabales; Fabaceae
Exons: 5
Coding region: 128-685 (185 amino acids)
Source: RefSeq, a predicted model, not a curated record
UUUAACUUCAGACUGAGAUUAUAAUUUUUUUUUCAAAAAAAAUUUCGCCAUCACAUAAAUACCCACGAACUUAACCGCCAAAUCUAACUUCCAAUAACUCAAUUUGAAUUUUUGAAAGAAGAAAAAGAUGACGAAGAGAGGAAGAAAAACCAAAGUUUCCGAUCUUCUGAAAACACCGUCGCCGGCAGCUUCUCCGACGGAAAGUUCUCCGAAAUCGCCAAUCUUCACGAGAGCAGCUUCUACAUCCAAAGGCGUGAAGAGAGUAGCCGCCGCUCUUACCACCACCACUUCACCACCUCGCAGUACUCACAAAGCUCCGAACAACAUCUCUGACCUCAAGAGCCUCGCGUCUUCAAGCAUUAACGAUCUCAAACGCCGGAUCGAUCGCUCUCACUCUGAGAUCCUCAAGGAUCUCGAGGCUUCUCAUUCGCGCCUCCACAAGCGUUUCAAGAUGCAGAGUCAAGGAUGCCAGCAAGCAACGGAAGAAGCUGAAAAGGAUUACAAGAAAUUGUCUGAGCGGAUUACGGAAAGCCGAGAUGCAAUGAAGGCUUCUUAUGAAGAAUUUAUGGUUGAUGCACAGGCUACAGCAUCCCGUGCAUGCAAAACUUCUAUAACUGAGCUUUCGCAGAAGUUUGAGAAGGCUAUUGACUCUCUUCGAAACCGUCAUGGCAUUACAUCUAAGUAGCUUUAUGGAAAGAUAAAGAUGAGCUGUCUGGAUUCUGGAACACGACAAAUGUAGAUUUUUAAAAAAGGACUUGAUAUCCAGUUAGUUUUGUUUUUUCAUCAUCUUUUUGUUAUUCUCAAAUCCAAUUUACAAAAAGAAAGCAAAAUUAGGAAAUACUCAGUUCCCUGUUUGUACUGUCAAUUAUUAGGCUACUGAUAAUUGUGUUCUUGAUUGCGGAUGUGUAUAAUUGGUUGACUUAUAUGGAUGGCAGUAAUAAUGUAGGGGAAAAUAUCAUCGGAGUGUUUAAUCAUUUCGAGAUGUUGCCAAGUUGCGGGUCGUAUUGGACAAAGUGAAUGGCAUAGAUCAUAGAUGAUUCCUGUCAUCAUACUUUGACUCCAUAUUUUAGCAUACAUUAUUGAGGGCUACUGUUUUGGACCAGUUAUUUGGACACGUUGGAGUAUAUGUGCAUAGUUUGCAAGUUCUUUUCACUUCAGAUUCCAACCAAAAAUGCCGACUACCUCAGAUUUCUCGGAUCCGCCAUUAUUGUUCUUUCUACCUCUACGGAUAAAAUUUAAGUUUUGUUCAAAACACUUGUGAAGUAUUUUUUAAACCAACCAAUCACUUAAUAUCUUUUAUAAGAAUCCAC